This is a messenger RNA of Hipposideros armiger (great roundleaf bat), 851 nucleotides long. RefSeq lists its product as uncharacterized. Bases 1 to 687 code for a protein of 228 amino acids. The transcript is spliced from 4 exons. The record is from RefSeq and is a predicted model, not a curated record. NCBI's taxonomy places the organism in Eukaryota, Metazoa, Chordata, Mammalia, Chiroptera, Hipposideridae.
AUGACUGGUACCCAAAGAAAGCUCCCUGCUCUACUCCGGCCCUCCCCAAAACCCGAGCUAUCAGAGCAGGGGGCGGGUGGACUGAUCACAGAGGAAUUGCCCGUUUCCGGGAGGUUGGGGAAGCCACCCCAAACACUAGCCCCACCAGACGCAGUCAUUGAACCGGGCUUUCCGGGUUCAACCAGCGCUGUAAGGGAAGAGCAGCGAGCCAGGAGAGGCGGGUGGCCCGCCCCGACCUGCAACCACACGGGGGCGUGUCCCGAGCCCCACCAGGAGGAGCACGCGGGGCGGGGGCGGGGCCCCGGGAGGCGGGGUCGCCAGCCGCUCCAAGGCCCCAGCCGCGCCAGGAGCCCGACGGGGAGGCGGCAGGAGGGGCCCGGGACGGCUGGAUUGAGCGGCAGUCGCAGCUGCAGCAGGACGGCCCGCAGGCGGCUCGGGGCCGCGCGCCGGGAACCUCGCAGGGCGGGCGGGCGCGGCACCCCCUGCCUGGCCGCCUGCGCCCCGGGGAGGCGGCCCGCGCGUGACGGGACCAGCAGCAUGAGCAGCGGCUACAGCAGCCUGGAGGAGGACGCCGAGGACUUCUUCUUCACCGCCAGGACCUCCUUCUUUAGGAGAGCGCCCCAGGGCAAGCCCCGCACCGGCCAGCAAUUUCAUCUUCUGGGGCCAUUUUUGAGGAAUCGGUUUUAAGGCAGGAACCAAGGGAUGGGAUUCACUGGGACCAGGAACCACAUUUGCCCUAGUGCCUGACACAUAGGAACAUGCACAGUAAGUGUUUGCUGAAUGGAGUUCUUGCCAAAGGAACUAGCCAGCACUGACUGUUAUCCCCGUCCUUUUCCCUACGCUGAGCUCCU